CACAACAUGUCUCUCUCUCUGUGCGCAUCUUUGUCCCUCCCUCACUGUGUCAGUACUCUCUCUCUUAAAAAAAAAAAACUCUCUUCAGUGGAGAUACAAUGGGGUGUGCGCAAUCUAAGGUCGAUAACGAAGAAGCGGUGGCCAGAUGCAAAGAGCGGCGAAACGUAAUCAAGGAAGCGGUUACGGCGAGCAAGGCUUUCGCCGCCGGCCAUUUCGCAUACGCCAUUGCGCUAAAGAACACUGGAGCCGCUCUCAGCGACUACGGCCACGGCGAAUCCGACCAAACCUUGGAUCUCUUGGAACAGAGCCGUCUCGAGAAACAGAGUGAACGCGCCGCGGUGGUGGAUCCCGCUCCUCCUCCGCCUCCGCCUAUCGAGAGUCUCCCUCCUCCGCCUCCGCCUCUCCCGAAGUUCUCUCCUUCUCCGAUCAAACGGGCCGUGAGCUUGCCGGCGGGUAUGGCGGGUAGAGGAAGGAAGGUUAAGGGUGGUGUUGAUGAUAUGGCGAUUGAGGAGGAAGAUGAAGAUGAAGAUGAAGAUGAGGAGGUGGGGGUGAAGGACGGUGGUAAGGUGGAGGAGGAGGAGGAGGAAGAGUCUUCGCCGAGAACGCCGGAGAAUGUUGGGAAGGGUAGAAAGAGACAAGAGACGCCGGAGGUUGUGAGUGCGUCGCCGGCGAGUAGCUUGGCUUGGGACUACUUUUUCAUGGUGGAGAAUGUGCCUGGGGCUGACUUAGAAGAUAGGGAAGUGGUGGGAAACGGGUUUGAGUCUCAGAAGAAUCAUAACUUUCGGUUCAAUGAAGAGAUUGAAGAAGAAGAAGAAGAAGAGGAAAAAGCUGGCAUGUUCCGUAAGAACUCAGGUCACAUUGGUGUUGAGGAAAUGGAGCCAAAGACACCGGAGAAAGUUGAAGAAGAAGAAGAGGAGGAGGAGAAAGGUAGAGGUAAGAAUAAGAUUGAGCAUGCCAACACUGCUCCACCGGAGUUCCGGCGUGCGACCACCGCGUCAAACGUGAAUCUGAUGAAGAUUCUGGACGAGAUUGAUGAUCGGUUCUUGAAAGCGUCAGAGUGCGCACAGGAGGUUUCCAAGAUGCUGGAAGCAACAAGGUUACAUUAUCACUCCAAUUUUGCUGAUAACAGAGGAUAUGUUGAUCAUUCCGCCAGGGUAAUGCGAGUUAUAACUUGGAACAAAUCACUAAGAGGCAUUUCAAACGGCGAAGGUGGGAAAGAGGAUCAAGAAUCAGAUGAGCAUGAGACUCACGCCACAGUGUUGGACAAAUUGUUAGCAUGGGAGAAGAAACUCUAUGUUGAAGUCAAGCAAGGUGAGCUUAUGAAGAUAGAGUAUCAGAAGAAGGUAGCAUUACUCAACAGGUAUAAAAAAAGAGGUGCGAGUGCAGAAACCGUGGAGAAAACAAAGGCUGCCGUGAGCCAUCUCCACACUAGAUACAUCGUUGACAUGCAAUCCAUGGAUUCAACUGUCUCUGAAGUAAACCGUUUAAGAGAUGAACAGUUGUAUCCAAGGCUUGUCUCCUUAGUCGAAGGGAUGGCGAAGAUGUGGUCAAACAUGUGCAUACAACACGACACACAACUAAUCAUUGUCGGAGAGCUAAAAUCUCUCGAGAUCUCGACUUGUCAGAAAGAAACAACAAAGCAGCAUCACCAGCAGACACGGCAGUUCUGCGCCGUCUUGGAAGAAUGGCACGUUCAGUUCGAAAGGCUCGUGACGCAUCAGAAGCAGUACAUUAACUCUCUAAACACCUGGCUGAAGCUAAACCUUAUCUCCAUAGAGAGCAGUCUCAAAGAGAGAGUUUCCUCUCCCCCAAGGCCUCAGCAUCCGCCAAUCCAAGCCCUUCUCCACUCGUGGCACGACCGUCUCGAGAAACUACCCGACGAGGUGGCCAAAUCGGCCAUCUCGUCGUUCGCAGCGGUUAUCAGAACGAUCCUGCUUCAUCAGGAGGAGGAGAUGAAGCUGAAGGAGAGAUGCGAAGAGACGAGGAGGGAGUUUAUUAGGAAGAAGCAAGGGUUUGAGGAAUGGUAUCAGAAACAUUUGGAGAAGAGAGGACCAGUGGAGGAGGAAGGUGGGGAAGAUGAUCAUGUGACUGAGAGGAGAAUUGUUGUGGAGAGUUUGAAGAAAAGGCUUGAAGAUGAAGAAGAAGCUCACCAGAGGCAUUGUGUUCAGGUGAGGGAGAAAUCUCUGCAUAGUUUGAAGAUCAGAUUGCCUGAGAUCUUCAGGGCAUUGUCUGAUUAUGCUCACGCUUGUGCUGACUCUUACGAGAAGCUCAGAAUCAUAUCUCAGGCUCAGAAAGCCACUUCAUCUUCCUGAACCAGUUUUAGUUCUUUUUAGACCCAAGAAAAGAUGAAAACAUGUUUGAAUAGUUUUGUAGUAGUUGUAACUUAUUAGUGCUGUCUUGCAGAAACGUUG
This is a messenger RNA of Brassica oleracea var. oleracea, 2411 nucleotides long. RefSeq lists its product as uncharacterized. Lineage: Eukaryota; Viridiplantae; Streptophyta; Magnoliopsida; Brassicales; Brassicaceae. The coding region runs from base 99 to 2312 and encodes 737 amino acids. The record is from RefSeq and is a predicted model, not a curated record. The transcript has 4 exons.